AUGAAACCAAUCGCGGCACACUGGUCAAAGAGGCUUCAAAUAAACAGUCACAAAAACGAUUUUAAUUAUGCGGCGCGAGUGGUUCGCGUUAUUCUGCGAAUAAUCGGCGCGUGGCCAAUUUCUAAGUUUGCUUCCAAAGCAGAAAAAAUUGCGGUUUGCUUACAAAAUGUUCUUUGCUAUUUUUUGUUUGCGUUUAUUCUUGUGCCAGGUCUUUUAUUGGUAUUUCUAAAAGAGCGCGAUUUUAAACGCAAAGUAAGAAUGCUGGCACCGCUUUUAAAUUGUGGAAUGGGUACCUUAAAAUAUAGUCUGCUCGUGUAUCACGCGAAGGAGAUUCAAGACUGUAUAGAGCAGGUACGGCAGGAUUGGAAAAACGCAGAAAAUAAGAAUGAUCGAAAGAUGAUGCUGUCUAAGGCGAGCAUUGGCCGAAAAUUUGCCAUUUUCUCUGCCUCUAUUAUGUAUAUCGGAGGGAUGUCUUACCGAACUAUCGUACCACUCUCAAAAGGACGGAUGCUGACACCGAUGAACACUACAGUGAGAGCGCUGGCGUGCCCGAGUUAUUUUAUCAGAAUUGACGAACAGGCCUCGCCGGCGUAUGAGAUCAUCUUCACCCUGCAAUUCUUCGCAGGGUUUUUCACUUACUCGGUGACGUGCGGCGCAGCCGGUUUAGCUGCAUUCUUUAUCAUGCAUGUUUGCGGACAAUUGAGUAUUUUAGUUUCUAAACUGCAGCGUCUUAAUGAUAUGGAGCCUGAAGAUCGUGCAAUUGCGACAUUGUUGGCUGAUAUCGUGGAACAUCAGAUAAAAGUUAAGAAUUUUUCGAAACAAAUAGAAGAAGUUAUGCAAUAUAUAUGGUUGGUGGAAAUAGUGGGAUCUACUGUACUUUUAUGUCUUUCGGGAUACUACAUUAUUAUGGAAUGGGAACGUAGUGAUUCUACAGCUUCGUUAACUAUGUUUGUGAUGCUCACAUCUUUCACUUUUUCCAUUUUUACUUUUUGUUACGUUGGUCAACUUUUAACGGAUCAGAGUAUCAAAAUUGGAUUGAUGAUAUCUACGACAAAUUGGUAUCGUUUUCCGCAUAAAAGAGCUCGUACUUUAAUAAUCAUAAUUGCAAUUUCUAAUAUUCCGGCCAAAAUUUCUGCAGGCAAAAUGAUCGAAAUGUCUCUAGUUACGUUCGGUAACAUCGUCAAAACAUCAUUGGCAUACUUCAAUUUACUCCGGAAAUUUACAUGAUUUGUACUUUUAUUGAACGAAUAUCUUUCUG
This is a messenger RNA of Linepithema humile (Argentine ant), 1258 nucleotides long. Its product is annotated as odorant receptor Or2-like. The record is from RefSeq and is a predicted model, not a curated record. NCBI's taxonomy places the organism in Eukaryota, Metazoa, Arthropoda, Insecta, Hymenoptera, Formicidae. Gene Ontology annotation, cellular component: plasma membrane. Gene Ontology annotation, molecular function: olfactory receptor activity; odorant binding. Gene Ontology annotation, biological process: detection of chemical stimulus involved in sensory perception of smell; sensory perception of smell.